Molecule: messenger RNA, 2042 nt
Organism: Rana temporaria (common frog)
Lineage: Eukaryota; Metazoa; Chordata; Amphibia; Anura; Ranidae
Product: taste receptor type 2 member 1-like
Exons: 1
Coding region: 30-935 (301 amino acids)
Biological process (GO): G protein-coupled receptor signaling pathway; detection of chemical stimulus involved in sensory perception of bitter taste; sensory perception of taste
Cellular component (GO): membrane
Molecular function (GO): bitter taste receptor activity; G protein-coupled receptor activity
Source: RefSeq, a predicted model, not a curated record
CAUAUGAAUUUUUCUCAUUAUCUUUCUUGAUGUUGGAGACUGUCGUUGGAACCUUGGUGAAUGGUUACAUUGUGAUCGUAUUCUUAUUAGUCCUGGUGACCCAGAAAAAACUUGGCUCUGGCAACAUAAUCCUUACUUGCCUAAGUUUGUCUCGCUUUGGCUUUCAGUAUCUGGUGUUAGGUUUGUACGUGUUGUCGUACUUAUAUUCAGAUGCUUUUAACUCACAAAGCAGCAUAAAGAAUCUACAAUAUGUAUGGCUGUUUUUCCAUAACAUCAACGUAUGGCUGACUGCUUUACUCUCCACAUUCUACUGUGUAAGAAUAGUCAAUAUUCAGCAAUGCAUUUUUGUCUUUUUGAAAACCCAUUUUGACAGAUGCGUCCCUUAUUUUAUCUUGGCUAGCGCUGGAAUCUCAGCGCUAUGUAGCAACUCUUUUACUUACACUGUUUUCAAUGUGGACAAAUUUGACAAAGGUAAUAGGUCGUCACCAUUUAUUUUAGGUGGCUCAGACUUUGCAACCUUCUCUACCACUUCAGCAGUGAGCAUUGCUCCUCCAUUUCUUCUGUUUUGUGUUUCAUCUGGGCUGGUUGUGGGCUCUCUUUUCAGGCACAUGCGCAAGGUUAAAGGGCAAGAGAGAACUGGCUUCAGAGAGCCAUCAUUACAUGCCCAUCAUAGAGCUGUUAGAAUGAUGGGUGCCUUCUUCAUUUUCUUCUCCCUUUACACAGUAGCAUUUAAUCUCUACGUAUCCGGAAUAUUGGGUAAAGGAAUGUGGGCCAGUUUUUGCACUAUGGUCAUUGGUGCUUACCCUUCAUUACACUCUCUUGUGCUUGCCAUUGGGAACCCUAAGCUCAAACAGACUUUCAGGAAGAUUCUACAAAAGGGACAUUGCUACUGCUGCGAAGCAGAGGUGACUCAGAUAGAGACUAUUGAUUAUUAAUGAUUUCUUUCUGCAUUCGUCCAUACACAGUUCAGCAUCAGGAAACUCUUAUAAUACCAUCUGAAUUAGAAGUUGAUUGGGUGCUCUAUAAGACAUGCAUAACAAGCAGCUUGGUGAAAACUUUUCACCUAUGCCCAAAAGUUGUAAGAUGAUUGUAUACAACUAAACCUGUCAUAAAGUUAGCGUUAGAUUUUCUAUAAUCAUUCUUUAUCUGUGCUCGUACUACUAAUAUGUAUAUUGAUAUAAAUGUUCAUGAAUACCAAUGACAAUAUAAGUAACUCAUUUACAAUUAUUUUGUAUGCUUCUGAAACUUUCAAAUGUAGAAAUGAUACAUUAUAAACUACGGGCUCCUGAAUAGUCUUGAAUAUUUGGGUCCAAACUGACACUUUGUAUUUUUUAUUUAUGACCGAAGAGGGAUACUGACCACCCCAGAGAACCCCUUAAAAUCAUUAAUAGGUCUUAGGGAAUCUCUGCCAAAACCAAUUCAUUAGGAGUAAGUGAAAAAUAUGCCUCAUACAUUGGUGGUCAGUGGAAGGUUUUCAUCAGAAUUCUACCCUGGGAGACAAUAUGUCAGUUGCGGACAUGCAGGCGGCAUAUCCUUAACAGACAUUGAUUGACAAACUGUUUGUAAAUUUACUGACUGUUGGCAACUCUGCAAACCACUAUACCACCAGUGUUUUAAAGAGACCCCAUCAUCAAACCAUUUAUUUUAACAAAAACUUUCCCUUAUGAAUAUAUCAACCUUUAACAUAUGUUGUGCAUGAUAUUUACCUGUAAAAACCUACCUUAUGUGGAUAUCCAAAAAGUGCUGAGACUGUUACUGGGCACCGCCAUCUUGAAUGUUAUGUCGGAAGUUGCAGCAGACUCAGAGCUGUCACUCAAAUGAUAUUCUAUAGCAGCCAUUCUCAACCAGGUCCUACAAAGGUGGCUAAGGGUUCAAUAAGCUCAGUGGUGCCUGCAUUGUUCCUCGACCCAACCAGUGCCAUGACACCAAUGAUAAUUUUAUCUGUCUCAAAGUGUAGAAUUCAUAUAAAAACUAUAAAGCUGUGUACACACGAUCAGUUUGUCCGAUGAAAAAAUACCAAUGGAUUGUUUUCAUCGGACAAA